UCAAGCAGUGCGCAAAAAGGUGGUCAAAGCGAUGGACCGUUUGUGUAUAAAGGAAAAGGCUCUACGAAGUUCAAGCCGAAGAAACUGAUUGUCUCCAAAUCGUCGUCGAAAGGAGACCAGCCCAGACCUGGUGCGAAUCGCGGCGGCGAAGAAGGCAGCAGCACUAUCGGCGGAGCGUCGCCGGUGUCGCGCAGCAUUCGAAGACUGUCUCGGUUGUCGGUCGCCGGAUCGGCGCCGGUGUUGGCGGAGUUUGAGCGGCGGCUUUCGGGUCGUACUCUGGGACGGAAACAUAGCUCCCCGUUCGAGUUGUUUUGUCGUGAAUCUUGGGCGCGACUGCGCGCGAAGGACGUGUUGGACUGGGAGAGCGAUCGCGUCGCGAGCUUGGUGCUGGAUCGUUGGCGAGAUGAUGCGAAUAACGAGGAACACUCGGGUGUUGUUCAUUCGCGCUUGAAGGGAGAAUAUGAAAAGGCCAUGAAGGAAUACAAACGGGAACUGCAGCAGAAGGGUUCAUCAUCGUCAAAGCACCGGGGCUUGGACGACAAGCAGGGUUCCGGGAAAACUGAAAUCGUCGAGAGGAAAAUUGAGAUCGACAAAGCGGAAGACGACGAAGAAGGAGAGAAUGCGAUCCGCAGCGUCAGGGAAUUGGCUCAUGCGAGAUAUCAACGCAAUCAUCGCCUCAUCAAUGAAAUCUUCUCUCCUGACGUUGUUUUCCCAACGAGGCCUGUUACGUCACAGUCUCACGUGGACAAUCUGAAAGCCACAGUGAAAAGGUUGACUGCUCACAAGGAUAAGCUGUUGGGAGAAAUUGAGCGCAUGGAAGAGAGUUACAUAUCGAAACGCCAAGCCGUGCUUUCCGCCAUCGAUCUCAUCAUGAACAUGAACAAAGUGGAAGAAACCGCGCAGGGCGAACAAGUGGUUCCUCAAACCACCCAAGCCUCUCCGUCUCCCACGCCCGCAUCCCCGGCGUCGCCGAUGAGCCACGCUCCGAUCGCCGCCGGCAUGGCCGCCACGGCGUCUCCCGCCGCUGCAACCCCGUCCGACUCUGCAGUUCCUUCCCCGAGUUCCGCUCCUAGCGCCGACCCGGAAGUGGAUUCCGUGAUGGACGUUGUCACGAACACGGAAGAACAGCAGCACGCGGGAUUCGACUCUUCGACAGCGGCGACUGCAGAACAAGUACCUAUAACUUCUGAGGUUACACCGAGUUACACCGAGCCUGGUACUUUUGCGGAAGACGCGUCGCGGGCUUCGUUAGAUCAGAUUGUACCGCAGGCGGAAGAACAGCCGAUGGAGGUCGAUGCUCCUGUGGCUGGUGACGAAACUGCGUCUGAAAUCCCGCAUGAAGUAGUUGGUAACGCUGUAGAUGAAUCUCAGCUUGUCGUUCAGCAACAACUGCCUGAAACUGUGGUUGAAACCUCAGCUAACGACUCUAAAUCUGAGCAGGCGUCUGCCUAAUUGCAUGUGCUAUUGUUGUACUCGAACUUACCUCGCUUGUUACUGCAUGAUUGAUUUGCGAUCGGUUACUUUAUAAAAUUAAAUGGAAGCCCGUCAAUUAUUCAUUCGAUUUGAACGAUUAUAUCUGUGUAUGUUAAAGGAUUUCAAGGCGUGCGUAUCGUACUUCUAAGUAUAAAUUCAAACGAAAAAACAUUUUUUGUGCCAAAAAUUACAGCAUUUCCUCAAAGAAACAGAUUACAUUACUUCCACGCAGUUUUACCCUCGUUUUACAGACUCUCAGUAGAAUUUUUAAUAUGUGCUGAUCAAAUUCGAGAGACAUUUAGGUCCAAUUUUGUUGGAAGAAUUCGGAGUUUCGUCCUUCGCUUGUAUGGCGAAAUGAUGAUCUUGGAUAAGAUCAUCAGUUGUGAAGUAAUUUUCACGGUGUAUGUAGAAAAACAUUUUUACAUCGAGAUUAAAAUUGGCCACGACCUGCUUUAAAAAUAUUGGAUUUCUCUUCCACUCUGAAGUGAAAAAUCACGACGAAAGUUGAAUUUUUCGUAAGUAGGAUUUCAUAUCUGGAAAAGCAAUGCUUUAUUCUUUCGAAUAAAAAGACGUUCUUGCAAUGAUCUCAAAAGUAUUUAGAUGAAGUUUCAGCGAAAUCUGAAUAAUUUUUCAGAAAGAUUAUGUUUGGUUUCUGUUUGGCCUAGAUUCAACUACAGUAUUUUUAUUUUUUGACGUAAGUUGUCGUUUUGUUGCCCGAUAUAUUUUACACCAACACUUCCUCCCUCGGAUUCUGACAUUUCUCAUGUGUGUAACCAACGGCACCGAACCUUUCUUUUGCAUAAUGAAAAUUUCACUCACUUCUGGGUCAUAUUUUCAUUAUAUUUUUGCUGGUUAUGUGCUGUAAAAUUUGCCUUCUGUUGUCGUAUUUAGAUUCUUUUUCUUUGAGUUUUCUAUUAGAUUUUGAUCAAUGUUGCAGUUUUUUACUCACACGUUGUGUCUUCGUCUUGUGUCUUUUGCUCUGACUGUCCCUUCGACUUUGUCGUCUUCGUUGCCGUGUGAAGCGCCUGGGGCAGCGCGGUGAGAGCUGCAGUGGCCACAACUAACUUUUCUCCAAUCGUCGCUGAGAUUUCAACUGGGAGAAACGAGAUCCAGGUGUGAAGUGUGCAUGGAAUCCUCCUACUUGUGACUUGAGUUGUUUUGAGCUGUAACUGGUCGCGAAAAGAUGCUGAAAAUUCGAUUUUUUUUUUUUUAGCAUCAUGGGUAGGAAAAAUUUUGUUUCAUCUUUUAUCUACGAAAUGUUUGCUGUUCCAGACGUAGUUCACCGCAAAAGUACAGAAGAUGACAGUGAAGUGAAAGACGUUCAUAGAUGAUGAUAUUGUAAUGUACUUUUCGCGAAUGGUGUUGAUCUGAAGUUGAUGCCUAUUAAAAUUUCCCGCACUCCUUCUUUCCAUCAACAAAAAUGCGUGUUUCUCUGAAUCGAAUUUUGUUGUUGGUCCCUUGAAGUUCGACUAAAAGAGAUUCUACUGUAGUCAACUUGAAAAUCUUUCACUUUCUCCGUAAUAGUUUCAUUAUAUGUAGAAGGAAGACGAGAAAACUCCCGAUUUUCUAGUGAAAGAUGUUCUGAGAUGAUAAUACUGUGCAGUACUUUUUGCAAUUGGUGUUAAUCACCACUUCGAAUUUUCAAGCAUGUCAUUUCGCGAACUGUUCCAGUAUUUGUACUUGUAUUUGUGUGCGUGGUUUUUUNCUUUUUCGAGUUUACUUCGGAUCAACGUGAUCUGUGCGUUUGUUACGGGGAGUUGUAAAAAAGAAAAAUAAAUUCGAAAAUGAAGCUUGUUCAUCGAAGCAACA
Molecule: messenger RNA, 3282 nt
Organism: Notodromas monacha
Lineage: Eukaryota; Metazoa; Arthropoda; Ostracoda; Podocopida; Cyprididae
Source: the annotation of a GenBank genome assembly